Lachancea meyersii CBS 8951 is the source of this 1860-nucleotide messenger RNA. The record is from the annotation of a GenBank genome assembly. NCBI's taxonomy places the organism in Eukaryota, Fungi, Ascomycota, Saccharomycetes, Saccharomycetales, Saccharomycetaceae.
AUGGCCACCUCCGCAGAUACCUUGUUCCAGCAGAGGUCGGUGCUAGAUGUCCGGGAUUUUAACUUGCACCUAUCGCACGAGAUCGCUAAGGCCAGGGUCAACUUCGACAAUGAGCUUGGCAAACGGUACACUGAUGUCCUGGACGUGACGGAGGAAGUAGAGAAGCUGUUACGACAAUCGCGCCAGGCAGAUGCCAGUCUGAUGGAGCUGUGUUUCAACGACGCCAUAUGUAAGUUGGAAUCCAUCCCAGAACCGGUGCACGAGUCGCAGGAAUCAAUUCGGCCCAUUGGCCACAAUUCGGCCUUAGUUUUGGAUCCCACACUUGCCAAUGACGCCCACUCUACUUUGGCCGUCUCAGAGUGGACUCUGGCGGUGCUGGCGUUCGCUGAAGAGCCAGCGUCUCCCAAAUUGCUCGACGUGCUCGUUUCCAAAUUUCAUGUUCUCAAACAAAUCAAUGUGCCGGACCGGUUCGCCACAGUUAUCUGCGGCAAAUGCGAGCUUCUGGAAAGCGCAAUUCUGCAGCACAAGUUGUCACUCACAGCGGUCCAUUGGGUCAAAUUACAUGAGCUUUUCCAUGCCUUCCAAAAUUCGCCUCCGUUUCAAUUCAAACAAACAAGCAAAUACGAUGAUCUGGCCUUCGAUUUUCUACUCACGAACGAGGAACAUCUGCAACAAAACCGAACGGACGUCGACGUCCAGAAAUUUCUUAAGACGCCCGUGUAUAAGUCCAAAUCUGUGGAGCGAGUACAGAGAAGUAUUGAGGACCAAUUUCAAGAGUAUCACAGUGGGGGCAGUACUGAUCACCAGCACGGAUUGACGCUUUACGGUAACGAAUUUGAGCACUCCUCGCAGUUGUUUGUGCACGAGAUCGAUCUGUACUGCAACGGCAUUAUCUUGGGAAAUGACCAGAAACUAAACUCGUUGGUAGAGUCUAUCAUCCAGCUCAUUGCGAAACUCAAGAGCUGUGGUGUGGAUCCAACUGUCAUUACAGGUAUCAAGACCCGUUUGGUUAACUGCUUGCAGGAGAGAAUACAGCAGCUUGAGGACGAGAGAUGUGAGCCAGAGGCCGUCAUACUUGAAAACGUUCUCCUGGAUAAGACCACAGAAAAAUCUAGUGAGGACCAAGGUAGCACCAAAGAUGUGGACGGUGUGGUUGGGUCCACAAAAAGCGACACUAGGCUAAUACAGAGUGACGAGGACGCAACGGGUGCUGUCAAUGCCACCGAUAUAACAUCAACUGAGACGAACGCGAGAGACCAGACAUCGAACGAGACAGAAAAUGCUGGGAAGAUGCAUGCUGGCGCAAAUAGCUCAACGGAUGCCCCCGAAACUUCGUCAGCUGGCUCAUCUAACCCGCAGUUAGCUUCAGAGCAAGUGCUCGAUGUUACAGAAACACCUUCAAAGCCUACGGAAGACUCAGAAACUCGAGAUGCAUAUUUCAAUGCGAAUGUGAAAGUACCUGGUGAAGAAAAUAAGCUUUCAGACAAAAGCGAACCUUCUCUGGAAACCAAACUAACACCGGGAGAUGAAGAAACGACGAUUGCUAGAAACUCGGAUAAAAAAGAGGAAUUGGCUCCAAAUGUCGCGGAACCUUCUCUCAAAAUAAAUGACAUCACGCUCAAUUUAUCAACCAACACUGAAGAAAGUGUCUUGGAUAGCCAAGAAGCUUCUCGGGCUUCAAGCAAGUCACUAAAGCCUGAUAAAACUACUGAAGAUUCAAGAGCUAUCUCUACAACAGACAAAAACUCGAUUUUAAUAACCGACUCGGACGCCCUAGUGGACAUGGCAAUGAAGAUCAUGAAUAUUAAAAACCUCAGACGCUACCUCGAGUGCCACAUCCAUCAGAUUCAAGCACUCUAA